AAACGGCGUGCCGUACGUUGUUACGAUCAAUGCGGGCCAGUGUUGUGUCGAGGUGUCGAACGUUGGUCCUCGUCGGCGCUUUCUCGAUUCGCUCGCCGAGAGAAGGAACUGAACCUACUACUUGAAAAAACAAAUAACACGUCGCGGACGAAUUUCUUCGUGCGCAGUUUCCCCGCGUUCUCCGCCUGUGAACCUGUUUAUUCAGUGUCUCUUCUUGUACCUUUCUUCGAAGUUGAUGAUCUCGGAGUGACACAGAAGACCGAAGUGGAAGAAUGUUGGAUCGCGACACCGCGAUACACCUCGUCGCCGGCGGAGUGGCUGGAACGACUGGCGCGAUAGUUACCUGCCCUUUGGAGGUGGUUAAAACCCGUUUGCAAUCCUCCUCAUCCGGAUUCUAUCCGCCCCCCGUAAACAAAGAGCUCACAUCCGGACACGUGACAUGCAAAAGUUUCCCGAAACCGGAACAAAGGAGAAGGCUGUGCACAGGAGGAUACACGAGGCACGCUCUGAUCGCCCUCUCUCAUUUUGGUGCGUCUUCUACUCCAGGAGGCACUCCCCACAGCCAUUCGGCGCCUAGUGUAUACCAAUGCAUCAGGUACAUUGUGCAGAAUGAGGGUACCAGGGCUCUGUUCAAAGGAUUGGGCCCUAAUCUCGUAGGGGUCGCGCCAUCCAGAGCGAUCUACUUCUGUGCCUACUCGAAGAGCAAAAUCGCGUUCAACACAAUCUUCGCACCAGACACCGCUCUCGUGCAUGUGUUCUCCGCAUUCUGCGCCGGUUUCGUGGCAUGCACGUUGACAAAUCCUAUUUGGUUCGUGAAGACCAGGCUGCAGCUGGACCAUCGAACAAACAAAAUCACCGCGAUGGAGUGUGUGCAAAGGAUAUACCGCCAAUCGGGUAUCCUGGGAUUCUACAAAGGCAUUAUUGCCUCCUACGUAGGAAUAAGCGAGACUGUGAUACAUUUUGUGAUCUACGAGGCAGUAAAAGCCAUGUUAGCGGCGUACAAGACCAGCGGGGCGGACGAUCGCAAAUCGUUGCGCGAUUUCUUAGAGUUCAUGGCGGCGGGUUCGUUCUCGAAAACGAUCGCCUCCACCAUCGCUUACCCCCAUGAGGUAGCGAGAACGAGACUUAGAGAAGAAGGUACCAAGUACCAGACCUUCUGGCAAACGUUGAAGGUCGUGCACGUCGAGGAGGGGCUACAAGGUCUGUAUCGUGGCCUCACCACUCAUCUGAUCAGACAAAUCCCAAACACGGCGAUCAUAAUGGCGACGUACGAGGCGGUGGUGUACUUGUUAAGCAGGCACUUUCACGAACGAUCGUUGAGUAGCCUGGCUAACAGCAGUGAGACCAAAUUCUACGCAGAGCCGAAGGGUAAACGGGAGUUGGCCUAGGACUUGCUCACGGCCCCUGAGUAAAGGGCCAACGACUCGUGUUCGAGUAACGAGUCUUCGAGGAAAGUUGCGUCUGUUUCGAAAAACAAGAAAGGGAGAAAAAAGAAAAGAUGGAGGAAGAGUGAACAACAACGCCGUCCAAGAGAGCGUCCAGACGCCGGGUGAGAAGCCAGUCGGACACGCGUUUUCAAGUUUGGGGUCACGACCAGGCCGUCGGCCAGGCCCGAUUGAAUACGUGGAAGGUAGCAAAAUAAGUGUCACAGCUGUGGGUUGCACGCUGCUGUGUACUCUGUAAGCGUAGCAAAAAGUAGUCCUUCCUCCUUUCAGGUAGCGUACGCAACGUACGCGUGGAACAGCCUAAUACUGUCUCUGUCUGUACCUUCGUCGACACAUUCACACAUACACACACGCGGGAGGCGAGGAUCACGAAGCUGGAUUAAACGAGUCGGUUGCAUAGGCUCAGAGUGCGCCAAGAGUGAGAUUGUACCACCUUCUCGUAACUAUUAAUCUGCUAACUGGCGUCCCUCACAGUGGAAACAUUAUUGCUUUCGACAAACAGUCAAUUUCGUUCUGUUGACAAGUGUAAAUAUAUUUUUAAAAGAUAGAAUUAGGAACUAGGGAAAUGAAUUGAUUUGAUUUACCUCUUGAAACAUGUAUCUCUUAAUCAUUGAACUAUGAGUCAAGAAUAUUGCUAACUUUGUCUUUUCCAGUUAACAGAUUAAUGGAAUCAUUGAAGUUAUGUUCGCUGGUAAUAACAGAGGUGCCAAGAAGACCCGUUUAGGGCGUCUGUAGUUUCUGGGAACCUUUGAAACGCGGGAGAAAUUAGAUUUUUAUUGCGUGGCUCUCAAGAACUCGCGACUAAUCUAAUUUUGUACUGAUUAAUGGUAGUAGUGUCAUCAGACGCGUAACGCAACCUAGAGAAGAAUGGCCUGUUUAAAAUAAGACACCUUGAAAUUCACGAUUCUCGUGUUUCAGUACGGUGGAAACAACUCAUUUCCAUCUAAUGCAGUAUUGCGGCCCCUUCAGAGUGAUGUGUACACUUGAUUUAAACCAAAAGUUACUGUUAAGCACGAUGUGAAAGGCAGAUUGCUCUUGAGGGAUUUGUCGUGUCCGUUUCUACUUCUACUUCGUUGUUAACUGUCGAUACAUUCUCUCCGUACGACGAUUAUCGAAAUAACGCGAUUAUUAUGUCUUGCGCUAUUCCUCCUAACGAAAAGAUAAACUAGAAAGCAAACAAUAAUUAUAAUUAUAUAUUUCCAAGACGAUAAAAAUAGACGAUUGUUACGUUUUUGCUUCUAUUCAUAUUAGAGUAGGAAGAUGUAUCAUUGUGAUUAUCAUUAUUACUGUCCUUAUUAUUGUCCGUCAUGACAGUUCAUUAUUUUGAGAUAGCUCCUCCGCAAAAUGCUCAAAUAAUGAUACGUUUUGUUAUCGAUUUUGUUAAAAUUAAAAAGUGUACAUAAAAAUUACAUAUCAGUUUCUCUUUUUUUGGUGCGUGUGCAAAAUUUAUGAAAUAAUGAAGAGAAAAACAUUUGUUGCGUCGAACAUUGUCAAAUAUUACCGACCGACAAUUUUGUAAAACCCUAAGUAACGUAGGAGUCGUGUAAAUAAAACAGUCAAUCAGAUUCUAUCUUACAUACGUUAGUAGAUUUGCAACUGUUUGUAAUUUUUUUGAGUGCAUCCAGUCGAGGAAAAUCUGAAAUGUUCUCUUUCUCUUGUAUGAUAUUAAGGGGGAGGAACAUUUGUAGUUGCUAUCUUGUUUUUUGAAUUGAUUAUGUCUAUAUACAGCAUACACUUAGAGAGAUAUUAUAUUGAAAUAUUAUAUUGUUGUUAAGAGUGAUAAUUAAUUCGUUGAAGAAGAGAUAAAAAAAAUGUUAAAGAUAAGCCAUAUAUAUAUAUAUAUAUAUACAUAUGUAUAUGUACAUAAGAGAGCAUUAACAAUGUUUUGUUACUGAACAAUAUUUUAAUGUUCGUAAAAUGUGAUUGUGUUUGCGAACCGAUACCGUUCGAUAGUAAAACCGAAAGUCUAACGUAGCUUUUUAGUUUUUUAUACUCUUCUUGUCUUGAUGUUACUUACGAACUAAGAUUCUAAUUUUGCGUCUCUUGGUUCGUACCGUUUUUUGUAAGACGAUAAUUCGAUGGCUCAGGUUUCUUGAGAACUAGUCUAAAACAUUUUUGAUAAGUCCUAUUUUUGUAUUCGCGUUGAAUCGAUGAGUCAGAGAUCCAGAGAUAUGCCGCAGGAUACUGAGUGAAUUUUCAUUUUUUGCUUCCGUUUGAUUUGUAACAAUCUCAAUGAUCAAUAGAGACGAAGAAGCUGUGAUUUAUUUAUUUAUUUAUUUUUUUUUUUAAAUUUACGCGUAUCGUCGGCUGAGUCUAAAUGUUUGAAAAAAAAAGCUUUCGCUCCGAAAUAUAUUUCGUUGAAUAAUCCCUUUGUUAUAUUCUACUCUUCAACAUCCGAAUCUUAAAGUACAAACAGGCAGAAAAAAUUCGAGCUCGUUGUAAGUCUUGUUAGGGAAGACUGAAUUAGAUUUUAUUGUACUUAGUAACGACUCCGGACGGAAUGUGAAUUGUGGAACGAGAAUGCCGAUAUACGAAUUGUUGAAAUGAUAUAUAUAUAUGUAUAUGUAUACAAAUACAUAUAUGAGAAUUCAUUAAUAAAGUCAACGAAUAAUA
This is a messenger RNA of Frieseomelitta varia, 4058 nucleotides long. RefSeq names its product mitochondrial carrier protein Rim2 (gene Rim2). The record is from RefSeq and is a predicted model, not a curated record. Lineage: Eukaryota; Metazoa; Arthropoda; Insecta; Hymenoptera; Apidae. The transcript has 6 exons. The coding region runs from base 273 to 1388 and encodes 371 amino acids. Gene Ontology annotation, biological process: pyrimidine nucleotide import into mitochondrion; mitochondrial transport. Gene Ontology annotation, cellular component: mitochondrial membrane; mitochondrion. Gene Ontology annotation, molecular function: pyrimidine nucleotide transmembrane transporter activity.